Messenger RNA from Penicillium argentinense, 1137 nucleotides. RefSeq names its product tetratricopeptide repeat protein. NCBI's taxonomy places the organism in Eukaryota, Fungi, Ascomycota, Eurotiomycetes, Eurotiales, Aspergillaceae. Gene Ontology annotation, molecular function: protein binding. Bases 1 to 1137 code for a protein of 378 amino acids. The record is from RefSeq and is a predicted model, not a curated record. The transcript is spliced from 6 exons.
AUGCCUUCAUUUAAGGACAUUCUCCACAAACGCGACGCUCUGUCCAAAGAUAAAUCGCCCGCACAAUCUACGGACACAGAACCCUUCCCAGCUGCUCCGCCAGCUCCCGAAAUCACAUUGAUGCGAUCCGACACCUUCGGCCACGAAGUGAUCACCCCACCAGUAUACCCAGACCACGAGCAGUCCGAAUCGUCGCAACAGCUUGAAUCCGGUCAUCCUACCUCUACCUCCUCCCCUCGUCGCAGCUUCCAGCUCUUCCGCCGCUCCUCUCGCACAGGCUCCCUGUCCAGCCCGUCGCCCCCGCAACCCCGCCGCGAACGCCGUCUUUCACACCUGCUACACCUGGACCAUCGCAGUCGGAGCAACUCGCGCGACUCGUCGGCAAACCUUCCUCAGAACUUGCCACAGAUCGAGGAUGAUCAAGAAGUGGAUGAGCAGCAACGCGAGGCACAAUGGGAGAAGAGGGCUACGGUGCUGGUGCAGCAGAACCCGCAAUUCGGACACACGUCACCUAGGCAGUCGGAGGCGGAUUUGUCGUUGAGACCGGGGCAGAUGCCUAGGUCGAGGAGUUCAAGCUCGGUUGGUGAUGUGCAAGAUGAUAUCAAUAUCCAGGAAGCAAUCCGGCUUCAUGAGGCAGGAGAUCUGGAACGAUCAACUAAAAUGUUCGGCCAUUUGGCUGAUCCCAAUGGCGCGAAUAACCCACUUAGCCAGGUUCUUUACGGACUAGCCCUGCGGCACGGCUGGGGCUGCGUAAAAGAUGAAGCGCGAGCAGUCACAUACCUGUCCGCCGCCGCCUCCAAUUCGGCCGACGUAGAGUCCGAGGCGUUGCGAGCCGGCAUCAAGAAGGGUGGUGCUGCCAAGGGUGAACUGGUCUUGGCGAUUUUUGAACUGGCAAACUGUUUCCGGAAUGGUUGGGGUGUGGAAAAGGACCCAGCUGCGGCGAGACAGUAUUAUGAAACGGCUGCCAACUUGGGCGACACCGACGCCAUGGACCAGGUGGCUUGGUGUUACCUAGAGGGAUUCGGCGGCAAGAAAGAUAAGUACAAAGCGGCCAAGUAUCUCCGACUUGCCGAAAAAAGCGGAGGUCCCACUGUUGGGAAUUCAUGGAUCUGGAAGGAAAAGUACAACCCGAAAUAG